AUGAUAGUGGCUAGUCAAAUUGAGAUGUGGGAGUUGGGAAAACCUAGACCACCCUUGUUCUUUGCUGCUUGGGACGUCGACGAUUGGAACAGCCCUAGCUACGAGUCUCGAGUAGGCGCCGAUGUCCAGGAGAUGUGGGACUUCAAGUACGAGGGCCCGGCAACUAUUUGGGGCACCCUCAACCAACUGGGCGAGCUUGUCGUUCGUGCCUGGCCAGACGCGUGGGAAAAUCCGGUUCCUAUCAGCGAUGAGACACGUGCCAGACUGGCAUGGACCACAGACUUGGGCGCCCUCGCAGCUUCUGUCAAGCGCGCCAAUGCCAUAGCUCGAGCUUUCGAAAAUGCCGAACGUUCCAGCGAUUCAGAUCGCUGCAUUACAAGAGACGAAGCACGCCUAAUCAAGACCUACGUCUCUUCAUACAGAACUGGCCUAGACUUUGUCAAGCAUGCCGGAUGGCUAGACUUCUAUCCAGGAGAGCUCAACCGAUGGCAAAAGGAGCGUCAGGCACAGGGCAAACUAGUUUGGAAACGAUUGCAAGACGCCUAUGGACCCCUAAAUUUGCCAUCUAAAGAGACGUUGGCGAUCGCGGCAGUCCUCACAGUUCAGGCAACUUCGAAAGACCUCGGCGCUCCAACCCCCAAGUGGCUGGAUGAGUCAUAUUACGAUGCGAUGCUGGUCCUCAUACACACUCGCAUCUGGUGCUCGACUUACAAUUCACCCGGAAAGAACUCCAUUCAAGGCUUUCCAUUCGACCGCAGCGACACACCUCUCGCUCUCGUGGACAAUGCAGGCAAAGAAAAGCAAGGCGUCAAGGAACUGUUGGAUGAGUGGAAGAAGCUGUGCAACAAGUGCAUCGUGACUACGACCAAGGACCUGGAGCAUCUACAGUCUGCCAGCCCUAUCGCGGCAAAUGCCCUGAAGUCCCGCCUACGUCACCACAAGGACGAGACUGGCAUUCCUGUGUCGUGGGCUUGA
Molecule: messenger RNA, 975 nt
Organism: Cercospora beticola
Lineage: Eukaryota; Fungi; Ascomycota; Dothideomycetes; Mycosphaerellales; Mycosphaerellaceae
Source: RefSeq, a predicted model, not a curated record